Myotis davidii is the source of this 624-nucleotide messenger RNA. It is a transcript of the gene CRYBA2, whose product is annotated as crystallin beta A2. Gene Ontology annotation, biological process: lens development in camera-type eye; visual perception. The transcript is spliced from 4 exons. Gene Ontology annotation, molecular function: structural constituent of eye lens. The record is from RefSeq and is a predicted model, not a curated record. NCBI's taxonomy places the organism in Eukaryota, Metazoa, Chordata, Mammalia, Chiroptera, Vespertilionidae.
AUGAGCUGCGCCCUCCCCGCCGGGCCAGCCGGAGUCCGCCUGCCUCACACUCGGAGAGAAAAAGGACUCCAGGGCCGCCGCGGUCGGCUGUUGAGUGACUGCACGAACACCUGCGAGGGCGGAGGCCUGCGAAGGGUGCGCUCAUCAAGGCGGAAUGCGGUGUCUGGAUGGCCUGAGUACCCCAAUUUCCAGGGACAGCAAAUCAUUCUGGAGAAGGGUGACCAUUCUUGCUGGAGCACCUGGAAUGACAGUGGUGGCCACCACAGCAGCGACCAGCUGCUCUCUUUCCGGUCUGUGUUCUGCCGGAACCACAGUGACAGCCCUGCGACACUAUUUGAGGGGGACAACUUCGAGGGUUGCAGGUUUGAACACAGUGAUGACUACCCAUCCCUGCCCUCCAUGGGUUGGGCCAGUAGGGAUGUGGGUUCCCUUAAAGUCAGCUCUGAAGCGUGGGUGGCCUACCAAUACCCAGGCUACCAGGGUUAACAGUAUGUAUUGGAGCAGGACUAGCAUGGCAGGGAGCUCCAUACCUACAGCGGAUUUGGCACACAGGUCCAUACUGGGUGGCUGCAGUCCAUUCGAAGAGUACAGCAAUGGGCCAUAUGGCCCCAACACCUCUCCUGA